Molecule: messenger RNA, 1275 nt
Organism: Dermacentor silvarum
Lineage: Eukaryota; Metazoa; Arthropoda; Arachnida; Ixodida; Ixodidae
Exons: 3
Coding region: 102-1001 (299 amino acids)
Source: RefSeq, a predicted model, not a curated record
UAGAAUGUCGGCCGUGACCGUGGUUAUAAGAGGGACGCGCAAAACAGGCCUUGCCGUCACUCCGGCGGGCGUCGGCGACACCGGGUGUGAAAGCGGCCGACAUGAAAUUGAACACCGGAUUCAUCGUCCUAGUGACGGCCGCCUGCGUUGUUGCGUACGAGGUCAACAAUGGACGGCGGCAACACGUGACGGGUCUGCGAAGCAAUGCGUUUGACUUCGGGCCCAGUAGUACCUCUUCAAAGUUUGUAUUCAGUGGUCCAAAUGCGUUAGAAAGAAUAUUGUCUCAGAGCAUCGGACAUAGCCUAGAACAGGGCAUAAUCAGCGGAAGUGGCGGGCAGCGUGCAAUCGUUCAAGAGAUCGGCCAUGGCUUCGAGCCCAGCGGUGGUCACAUCAUUGGUCACACAGGUGUGCAUGGCCUUCAUCAGGCAUUUUCACCAGGAGCGCUACAUGGCAUGGCUUUCACUGGGAUACAAGGCGUGGGACAAGGAUUCAAUCGUAACGUCGGCAAGGGCCUGCAGCAUGCCGUAUUGCCCAGCUUUACACCACAGCUGACGCAGGGUGGCGCUCGCGGCCUAUCCCAGGGCAUCGCUAUCGGCGCCGCGCGCGGUGUAAACCCCACCAUCAUACAAGGAAUGACCCGCACAAAAGCUCAAGCGCCGCAGCGCACAGUAGGCCGGCAGGUGGUACAUGCCAUGGCACCGGCUGGGAGUUAUGUUUCCAGCUCGAGAUACGGAUCACACCCCGGCAUCGUCCGAGCACUCCAGCCCGAUUAUGGCAGCUCGUACGCGAAUCCUACAUUCACGAGUAGCGUACAAGACGAUUUUGCCUUCGGCGAAAGCAAAGUCAUUCACGGACCAACCUACGUGGUUCAUACUUUCGGCCCCGAGAGGGAUCCCUACCACAGCAGUCACAAGUCUUACUCGAGCAAGAGCCACCGGAGUAGCAAACCCUACGUGCGAAAAGCCAUCAUGGUUAAGGAAAAAGGCCGCCAUCGACAAUGAAGGACGCCGCAAAGUGAUGCGAUGUGAUGCAUCGAAACUACGUUGUACAAAAAGCGCCCAACAGCGGCUCGGGAAGGAUGGUGUGUACCGGACAAGAGGAGGUGAUGUAGACUCUCUGGUCCUGCUGUACUCGAACUUCAACCAGAAUCUACCUCUUCCCGUGCAGUGCAGCAAGCACUAUCAACCAACCCGUUGGCGACGCUCCGUAAAAUGUGUUGUACCUCUCUGUUGUAAAUAAAUUCCUGCUAUUUAACAAAUAUUGUGAAAUAAAAAG